UUAUUUUAAUUAUUUAAUGAAAGAACGUUUUAAAAAGAAAGACAAUUUCAAUAGUAAAAUGAUUCUUACUCAAUUGUUUUCACUACUAUGCACUUAUUAUAGUGGAUUGAUAGUUGUAUGCCUAUUUCUGGAUUUUGCUUUGGGAUUAUAAGUAAAGUAUUAAAUGAAUCAAUAAUCAUUAGUUUCAUUUAGGGUAAGUUUGGGACUUCGGAAUCUAUAGCUAUGAUACUUACUUCGGUGUCAAUCUAUUGAGUAAUAUAUUCAACAUCUUAGUGGUUGUGAGUGGAUUGGUAAAAAUGAAAUUUAUUUAACUUUUAGAUCUUUAUAGUAGUUAAAGGAAGCAAGGUCCUAGAUUUUGUAUUCUCCUUGUACUUAUGGCAUUUCCUUAUUUGUUGUAUUUUAAGCUCUUCUGAAUUCAAUAAAAUGUGGUUAAUAAUCAAUACGAUCCUAAGUAUUUUAACCAUAUUGUUGGGAGAAUAUCUUUGUGUUAGAUUUGAUUAAUAAGAUACUCUAAUUAUUGAUAGAUUAUUUAAAAACAAGAAAAAACCUGUUGCAGAACAUAAAAGAAAUGAUGAUAUAAUAAAAAUUAAUAUUCAGUGA
Messenger RNA from Paramecium octaurelia, 600 nucleotides. NCBI's taxonomy places the organism in Eukaryota, Ciliophora, Oligohymenophorea, Peniculida, Parameciidae. The record is from the annotation of a GenBank genome assembly.